Molecule: messenger RNA, 2708 nt
Organism: Perognathus longimembris pacificus (Pacific pocket mouse)
Lineage: Eukaryota; Metazoa; Chordata; Mammalia; Rodentia; Heteromyidae
Exons: 7
Coding region: 1-2706 (901 amino acids)
Biological process (GO): cell-cell adhesion; cell migration
Cellular component (GO): adherens junction; catenin complex
Molecular function (GO): beta-catenin binding; actin filament binding
Source: RefSeq, a predicted model, not a curated record
AUGGAGUCUUUCUGCCUCGAUGACAUUGGCUCUGUGAUACAGAACAAGGCUAUGGAGAGAAUUGUCUCACCAAUGACCACUCAGCUCUGCCACCUGCUUAUCUCCAUGGAGAGGAAAGUUAUCAGCAAUGAUGCAUUUGCCUCUUUGGAGAUGACAGCAGCCGAACUGAGAAAAGCUACUGAAGACUUGGCGCAAGUUGCCCCCAGGCUGGCCGGAGACUCCGAGGAGCGGUUCCGAGAGCAAGUGAAGCCGGUGGCCGAGUCUCUGAUCCGGUCUGGGCGGAACAUCACACAGGUGGCUCAGAGGCUCCAUCUGCACCCAGAAAGUCGGUGGCACCGGGCGGAGCUAGUGGCCACAGCUCAGCAGAUUCUGGUGGGCACCACCAAGGUGAGGAGCCGUCGGAGCCGGCGGGCUGGGUGCGUGCUGGCCCCCAAAAGCCAAACCCAGCCCGCCCAAAUGCUGCUCCUGGAGGACGCGGAGACGGCUCGCGACCCACGCGCAUCUCUAACCGCGGCCCAGCAGGUGAUCCUUCCAGCCCAGCCCGUCCGAGAAGGGCCGGACGGGACCCCCCACCGCCCGGACCUCCGCAGCCCCCCGCGGGGCCCAGCGCGCGGGCCUCCCGCCGCCCCUGAAGGGGCACCCCGGGAAGUGCCCGCACCGAGGCAGGGCCCCCCCACGGGCGCCUCUGGAGGCUGUGUCCCGCCCGGGGCCGGCCAGCGGGGUGACGGGGCCAGGGGGGCCCCCCCGGGCUUGGCCGCCGCGGCCGGCCCCUGGUACCCGCUGUGCCGGCAGCUCUUCGGCCACCACGCAGCCGCCGACCUGGCGGGGAGCGUGGCGGUGUUCGCGGAGCUCCGGGGGAAGCUGGGCGCGCUGGUGCGGCUCGCGGCGGAGCCGGGGCCCGCGGGUCCGGACGGAGCGCUCUCCCGCGUGCGGGGCCGCUGGGAAGAGGCGGAGAUCCACGCCGAGCACCUGCUGCGCAGGCUCGCGGUCCGCCCGGGCCCGCGGGCCCCCGGGGCGUGGGACCCGGGCGUGGAGAACGGGUGCCUCCUGUGGUCGCUGGCCGUGCAGGACUUGCUGGAGCGCCUGAAGCGGCUCAGCGGAAGGCAGGGCCUCUUCCUGCGGCCCCUGCGGCGGGCGGUGGAGCGCGGGCGGGGGUGGCAGGGCGGGGUGGCCCAGGCGGUGGACGCGGUGGAGCGGCUGCGGGGGGCGGCGCGGCUGUCCCGGCGCCUGUGCGCGGACGCGCAGGUGCGGGGCGAGGUCUCCGUCCUGGGCGGGGAGGUGCGGCUGCUGGCCGACGCCCUGGCCGGGGUGGCGCGCGCCCUGGCCGCCGCCCCCGGGCCCUCGCCCAGCCUGGGCGCGCGCUUCGAGCUGCUCUGCCUGGAGCUCGCCCUCCGAGCCCGCGCCCUGGGCAGCCGCCUAGGCGGCAUCAACGCCCCCUACGAGCGCGCCUUCCACCGCGCCGUGCGCCCCGCGCUGUCGGCCGGGACCCACCCCCCGCCCGCCGCCACGCGCUUCCUGGAGGACGUGGCGUCUGCCAUCCGGGAUGCGCAGGGCCUCCUCGGCCGGGAGCCGGGGCACUGCCCGGAGGACCUGGCCGCGGCUCUGGAGAGCCUUCGCGGCGUCACCCACGAGGCGGCCCGGCGGCUCCCGGGGCUUCGCGGGCACCCGGAGGAGUGGGCGCGGCAGGCGCUGGACUGGCUGCGCUGGGAAUGGGCGGCCAAGGCCCACCACGCGGUGCGUCAGCUGCAGGCCUGGCCCGGCGGCCACGCCCCAGCCUGGAGGCUCCUGGCCCAGCGCUUGCAACCCGGGGACGAGGCGGCGGGAGCCUCCCAACAGGACCUCGUCCGGGCCCAGCUCCGCGGUCGAGAGCGCUCCCCGGGAGCGACUGCGGGGGACGGUGGGGCGUCCCCGGAUGCUGUCCGCAGAGGGACCCCAGGGAGCUCCGCGGACACCGGCACUGCUGAGCCGGCCGUCAUCGCGAGGACCGUCACCACCGGGGACGCGGGCACGCAGCAGAACGACAGCCCUUGUCCCUCCCCUGGCUGUCCAGACCGACUCCGUGUGGAGAAGGACCAGCCUCUCCGGGAGGAUGAGAAUGCAAUCACCCAGCUUACUCAAGAGAUGGCCAAGGAGGUGCUCCUGAUGGACAUGAGUCUGAAGAAAAGAGGGCGCGUGCUGACCAAAGAUCAGCUCAUUACUUCUGCUAGGAAAAUUGCAACUUCUGGGCAAAACUUGAGCAGACUUAUCCGCAUCAUUGCCAAGAACUGCAUAGAUCAAAGAUGUUCCCAGGAGCUUUUGUGUGUGGUGGAGCAGAUCCAAACCAUGAGCAACCAGCUCCGCAUCAUCUCCAGUGUAAAGGCCUCCUUGGAGAGAAGCAGGUCCUCUGAAGAGCUCCUGGUGGAGAAUGCGCGGCAGCUCCUCCAGGCUGUCUCCAAGGCGGUGAGAGCUGCAGAGGCUGCAAGCGUGCGGGGUUUGAAAACACCUUCCUUGGAUCCAGAAGAAUUAGAGGUUGCUGCCUUGUGCACACAGUGGAGGAGGAAACUAGUAAGAUACAGGCGUCAAGAAAUCUCAAAUGUAGAUUGUGAUGAGCUGGGCCUGCGGAAAACAAGCACCAAAACACCCCCAGCACUUGUGGCUGGUUCAAAAGGCAUUAUCAAAACUAAGGCUGGGUGCUGUGAGCUCACACCUGUUAAUCCUAGCUACUAAAG